AUGGCAAGUUUGCUUACUAACCUUCCUUAUCACAAUGGAUUCAACACUACUACUGGCGACGAAGAAGGUUCAAGAUUCAUGUCUAAUAUCAUCACAAACACUAACCCUAAUUUCAUCACUCCAAGCCACCUCUCUCUUUCUUCUCCUCAUCAUACUAUGACGUUCCCAACCUCUAGAAAAGGAAAUUGCAAGUUUCUAACCACCAACACAAACCAAACUCAUCAUCAAGAUAAUAACCUUUACUACAAUCUCGACGUUUUUUCAGCCACACCAAUCAUAAACAAUAAUGAUCCUCAAUGGCCAGCAUUACCAGAUCUCCCAGCGAGUACCAUUUCCACUUUCCAAGAAACCCUUCAAGACUUUGUAACACCAUACAACGAUAAUGGUGAUUCUCGGAGCAUUCUUCCAUUGGUGGCCACAAAGUUAUUAUGCGGAGAAGUUCUUGAAGGCAAAGUUAUAGUCGUGUGA
This is a messenger RNA of Arabis nemorensis, 468 nucleotides long. NCBI's taxonomy places the organism in Eukaryota, Viridiplantae, Streptophyta, Magnoliopsida, Brassicales, Brassicaceae. The record is from the annotation of a GenBank genome assembly.